CGCUGGGGCUCCGGCGCCCCGGGCCCGGGGGAUGUGAGCCCCCCAUGGGCUCCGGGCGGCCGCGGCGGGGGGCGGCCUGGCUGUUGGUGCUGCCGCUGCUCCUGCCGCCGGCCCCCGCGGAGCGCACAGGAGAGUUGUAUUGUUCUUUGCCUAACCCUAGGAAUGUCCAUUUUGAAUCUAUAAACAUGAAGAAUGUCCUUCACUGGUCAGCACCAGAAGGCACAGGAGAUGGAGUGCUCUACAAGGUGAAGUAUUCAGUAUAUGGUGUUGGCAGAUGGAUUAGAAAGCCAGAAUGCAGGAAUAUCAACAGAACAUGGUGUGACCUCUCCAAUGAGACCUCCGACUACGAAGACCAAUACUACGCAAGCGUGAAAGCCUUCCUGAAUGGGAUGUGCUCUGACUGGAUGGAGACCACACGGUUCAACCCUCUCACAGACACUAAAAUUGACCCACCCAUGGUAAAUGUGUCUUCUACUGAGAAGUCUAUUUCAAUCAUUCUGACGGCUCCUGAGAAGUGGAAGAGAAGUCCUGAGGAGGAAUCAGUAUCUCUGCUUCAGGUGUAUCCCGGGCUGCAAUACAACAUCUCUGUCCUCAACAAAAAGACAAAGAAGAGGUGGUGGUUCUCCAUCAGCAACAACACCUUGGUUGUGCCCUGGUUAGAACCUGGAACAGCUUAUUGCGUCAGCGCGCAGAUCCAUGUCACCACACCACUUCUGUACAGUGGGUUCUCUAAAGAAUAUUGCAUUGCUACUUUGAAAGAUAAAACGACAGAUGAGAUUAUAACAAUGGUGUUUGGGUACAUUCUGCCCGUCAUGCUUGUUGUCCUUUCUAUUUCAAUGACGUGCUACUGUGUGCACAGGUAUAUUCACGUCAGCAAACAGAAACAUCCAACAAACCUGGUAUGGCAAUACACUGACAAGUGCAAGGAAAAGGUGUUCAUACCAUGUGAAAAAAUAGUGGUCAACCUUAUCACUCUUAACGUGGAUGAGUACAAGCCAUCUCAGGAAUCCAGUCAUGUCCCAGAAGGGAAAAGACCCCAUUACUACACUGUUUACAGUGACACCGAAGGGAAGGAUGUGCCUUCAAAAGAAUUGCUGGAAACAAAACACUUGCGUGAUAUUUCACACAAAGAGAUUUUAUGCAAAGAGGCUAUUUUAGCAGAAGGAGACCAAACUGGGAACUGGCCAUCUUAUGGCCAGACUGGAACAAAAAAUACUUUGAGACAGAAAAAUGCAGGGGCUGUAGAGUAUGAACUUGAUGUAAGGGCUGAAGACUUCAGUCCUGGUCAGAAACUAGAAGACCUCAGUUUGAAAGAGAAGACCUCUGCCUCCAGGGGACUACUAGGUGAGCCACAGUUUGCUUUGGAGGACUUGAUUAACACAAAAACAGGACAGCCAUAUUGCCCUCAACUAGAGGUGAGGGCAACAGACUCUUGUUUGGGACAGAAAAUAGAGGAACUUAAUUUGAAGGUGGCUGAUGCAGGAGAUGAACUGCCAGGUGAGACCCAUAUCAACUUGGUGGACUUGGAUACUGAAAAGUCUGGGCAAACAUCCUACCCUCAGCUGGAACAACUAGCACAGGGCCUGAUGGAGAAAGAGGAUGGACAGACCAUAUUAGUAGAUUGGGAUCCUCACACUGGAAGGCUGUAUAUCCCUACCUUGUUCACCGCUGAAAAUCAGGUGUGUGAAAGAGCAUUCAAGUGCAAUAGUCCUGACAAAGAUGGAAUUUUACCCAGGCUAUAUGAGAAAGAGGUAUCUGAAAAAUCAUCAGACGACCAAGAAAUGUAUCUCCUGCAAUUCAAGGAGCAAUGGGGACUGCAUGUAGAAAUGGAAGAUUGAACAGUAAUUUUCUAAAAUGGUCUAAAAUGCAAAAAUCUUGUUACCUUUGCCAAAGAGAGUGAUGGACUCGGUGGAGCAAACACAUCUUAAUGUAUUGAAGAUUUUGGAACCAUCACAGUUGAACAACUUAUUUGUGAUGUGUUAUUUAUCACAGUUUCCAGACAUUACAUAAGUGAUUUCAACUCCCAUCAUAAACCCCUCAGCUAAAAUAUGAUGGCAGGGGGGCUGGAACUCUAUUAUCUUUAAGGUCUCUUCCAACUCUAACCAUCCUACAAAUCUAUGAUCUAAUUUUUAAAUAUAUAUAUAUUUUUACAGAGGAUGCUGUUAAGAUUUUCAUGUUGUAAUUUCUAUUAAAAAAAAAAAGGGUCGGCAUUUGAAAGCAGAUAUUUUUGGCAAAUAAAAAGCACCAAUAUGACAUUA
Messenger RNA from Calidris pugnax (ruff), 2258 nucleotides. It is a transcript of the gene IL20RA, whose product is annotated as interleukin 20 receptor alpha subunit. The record is from RefSeq and is a predicted model, not a curated record. Gene Ontology annotation, molecular function: interleukin-20 binding. Lineage: Eukaryota; Metazoa; Chordata; Aves; Charadriiformes; Scolopacidae. The coding region runs from base 45 to 1838 and encodes 597 amino acids. The transcript has 7 exons.